AUGGGUCUGUUGGAUCAAGUGAGUUCUGCCGUGAGCAAAACCAGCCACGGCAUCAAGCCCUCGAAAGACGAUCGUCCCCCCGAGGGCGCGUCCGCCGACGAUACGGAAGAGCUCGAUGAGGAAUCGGGCAACGUGCUGCUCUCGCUCAUCAGCCAGCUGCGUAUCGGCAUGGACCUGCACAAGGUGACGCUCCCUACGUUUGUGCUGGAGCCACGCAGUAUGCUGGAGCGUAUCACCGACUUUUUGAGCCACCCCGAGAUGAUCUUUGGGGCGGACCAGCUCCCGUCCGAGCAGGAGCGCUUCCUGGCUGUGCUCGGCUACUACAUGUCUGGCUGGCACAUCAAGCCGAAGGGCGUCAAGAAGCCGUACAACCCCGUGCUUGGCGAGUUCUUCCGCUGCCAGUACACCUACCCCAACGGUACCACGGGCUGGUACAUUGCAGAGCAAGUUUCGCAUCACCCUCCUGUCAGCGCCUACUACUAUAUUUCGGCGGAAAACAACUUGCUGAUCUACGGUGACCUGCGCCCGAAGAGCAAGUUCCUUGGCAACUCGGCUGCGACACUCAUGGGCGGCGAGACGCGCGUGGCGCUCCUCGGCCAGAACAACGACGGCGAGUACCGCAUCAGCAUGCCCAACAUGUAUGCGCGCGGCAUCAUGUUUGGCAAGAUGGUCCUCGAGCUUGGCGACACGAGCCAGGUCUCGAACGCGCAGACGCAGCUCUCGAGCGAGGUCGAGUUCAAGGUCAAGGGCUACUUUACCGGUACCUAUAAUGCGAUCGGUGCCAAGGUCCAGCAGGGUGGCAAGACCAUUGGCGAGCUUUCCGGCAAGUGGAGUGAUGUCAUGGAGUACAAGGACCUCAAGACGGGCGACUCGCGCGUCUUCUUUGACGCGCACAAGGCACAGACCGUGCAGAAGCAGGUUCCUCCCCUGCAGGAACAGGAGCCGAACGAGUCGCAGCGCUUGUGGGCCAAGGUGACCGAGGGCAUCAAGGCCAAGAACAUGGACAUGGCCACCGAGGCCAAGACCGCGAUCGAAGAGAACCAGCGUGAGCUCGCGCGCCAGCGCGAGGCGCAGGGCGUGACGUGGGCACCCCGCUUCUUUACGCUGCACAACGACCGCUAUAUCCCCAAGUUUGACAUGCUGCCGGAGCCCUACCGCCCCCAGAGCGCGGUGAACCACUUCGCGCAGCUGCGCCAGUAG
Malassezia japonica is the source of this 1200-nucleotide messenger RNA. RefSeq lists its product as uncharacterized. The record is from RefSeq and is a predicted model, not a curated record. NCBI's taxonomy places the organism in Eukaryota, Fungi, Basidiomycota, Malasseziomycetes, Malasseziales, Malasseziaceae. Bases 1 to 1200 code for a protein of 399 amino acids. Gene Ontology annotation, molecular function: sterol binding. Gene Ontology annotation, cellular component: membrane; cortical endoplasmic reticulum; intracellular membrane-bounded organelle. Gene Ontology annotation, biological process: piecemeal microautophagy of the nucleus; endocytosis; maintenance of cell polarity. The transcript has a single exon.